AUGCGAGCUGUUGUAUUGCUGUGUCUGUUGGAAGCUGUGUUCGCCCAGGCCAAUGAUUAUACCUGGGGAGGACCUGGCGAAGACAAAAAUGGCAAAGACAGAGCUGUCGAUCCCAACACAGACAAUGUGUGUGUGACGGACCAGGCGUCGUGUGGUUGCUGUCUGAUGCAGCAGACGAUACACAGGAUGAAGAUGUUCUUUAACACGAGCCUCAAUGAGCUGGAGAAAGAACUGAUGAAAGCAAAAACCGUCCUCAAUAAUAUCAGAGCCAGCCGCAGUGCCUUCUCUGUUGCUAUAACCAAUAGAAAAGACUUAACCUGCUAUGGCCCCUUCCGUGACGAUAGGCUCAUUGUCUACAAACAUGUCUUCAUCAACCUGGGAGGUGGCUACAGUGAGGACUCCGGUAUCUUCACUGUUCCUCGCUCUGGUGUCUACAGCCUUGCCCUCACCGUCUACAGCGACGCUGGUUCUCCUGGUAACACCCUGGCUGCCUGCGCCGGUCUGCAGGUGAACAGCCUGAUGGUGGCAGGCCCCAGAGAAAAGAAUAUGCAAGAUCAAGAGGACAGCGCCACUAUUGUUGUGGCACUCCACCUGAAUGCUGGGGACCAGGUGGCUGUCAAUCUUCCCAUUGGAUGUUUCCUCUGUGAUGACGACAGCCACUAUAACACAUUCACUGGCUUCCUGCUUUAUGCCACUGACUAA
This is a messenger RNA of Scomber scombrus (Atlantic mackerel), 702 nucleotides long. RefSeq names its product complement C1q-like protein 4. Lineage: Eukaryota; Metazoa; Chordata; Actinopteri; Scombriformes; Scombridae. The transcript has 4 exons. Gene Ontology annotation, molecular function: protein binding. The record is from RefSeq and is a predicted model, not a curated record. The coding region runs from base 1 to 702 and encodes 233 amino acids.